Molecule: messenger RNA, 634 nt
Organism: Periophthalmus magnuspinnatus
Lineage: Eukaryota; Metazoa; Chordata; Actinopteri; Gobiiformes; Gobiidae
Gene: nkx3-1
Product: NK3 homeobox 1
Exons: 2
Coding region: 30-605 (191 amino acids)
Biological process (GO): cell differentiation; regulation of transcription by RNA polymerase II
Cellular component (GO): nucleus
Molecular function (GO): RNA polymerase II cis-regulatory region sequence-specific DNA binding; DNA-binding transcription factor activity, RNA polymerase II-specific
Source: RefSeq, a predicted model, not a curated record
UCAGGGCACUCCGUGGAUUAGACCUGGAGAUGUCUGCUCAAGUUAAACCUUUGACUUCUUUUCUCAUAGAAGACAUUCUAGCUUUCAAGGACCACACAGAACUCAAAAACAAAUGGUGCUUUCCGAAGACAGAGACAUGUUCAGAGUGGGCAGAGGAGCGGAUAUCAGAAGAGUGUAACUCAGACAGCACCAGUGACAUGCAGACAGACUCUAUGGAUGUCCCCUGUGCCAGCUCCUCUGAGUCCUCCGGCCCCUGUCCCGAUGGCAGACAGAAGCGCUCUAGAGCAGCGUUCACUCACCUUCAGGUGAUGGAGCUGGAAAAGAAGUUCCACCAUCAGAAAUACCUAUCUGCCCCGGAGAGGGCUCACUUAGCCAGUGCCCUGAGACUGACUGAGACCCAGGUAAAAAUCUGGUUUCAGAACCGCAGGUACAAGACCAAACGCAAGCAGCAAACUGAGUUUUCAAGAGAAAUGUUUAAAGUGGACGAGAUGGUUCAAAGAGACAAUUUUGUGAGAGCUACUUUGCUCACAUCUUUCUGUAAAACCUACCAGUGCAGUCCAUAUCCUUGGGACUAUGGUUCCAUGUGGGGCCUAACAUUAUUGUAGAAAUUAAGAAAUUAAUUGUUAUCCAGUGG